Messenger RNA from Drosophila rhopaloa, 1600 nucleotides. RefSeq names its product ras-related protein Rab-26-like. The coding region runs from base 1309 to 1593 and encodes 94 amino acids. The record is from RefSeq and is a predicted model, not a curated record. NCBI's taxonomy places the organism in Eukaryota, Metazoa, Arthropoda, Insecta, Diptera, Drosophilidae. The transcript has a single exon.
GUUCGCGUGGCGGGGGCGGCAACGACGAUGACAUUAUUUUAUUUAUGCUGUGAUAGUGAAAUAACAACAACAACAACACCUAGAACAACAACACCCAGCCCCCUCAAAUCAAUCGCAAUAUUUUCGAGGAGAGACGCAACACCAAUGGAGAGUCAUUAUAUUUAACGAUAAAAACGGAAAAAAUUAACCAAAAGCUUUAACCAAAUAAAAAACACCAAGCAAAUCGUUGCAAACCGUAUAAAUAAAUAAAACCUUAAUUAAUAGUGACAACAGCACCAAUUAGCGGAUAACCUAUAAAAUAUUAGUCAAUAUGUUUAGCUAGUUACAAUUUACAUAGAUAACAUUUAAUUAGUGGCUUCAAACAAAACACCAACAACCCACAAAAAGGGGAAAAACCAAUACCUAGUUCAAUUGUACGGAACGCAAAAACUAACGAAUAGAGAUUAGGAAAACUGGCCAACUGAUAAGGCUGGCGAAAAUAUUAAGCUUAUAACGAAUAGGAAAUAAUAAUAGCAACGGCCCACCCACCCGCGCCGAAAGCCCCGAAAAGCGAAUUCAUUCAGAAAACGUGCCACACAACCGGACGGCAGCGACGUCGACCGCGGCAGCGACGGACAACGGUAAAUGUCAAAGUCAUAAAGAGAAAGCAGAGAAAUGCCGCUGAGAGAAAGCUCAAAAGAAAUGUCAAAACUCUAAGGAGAGGGGUGGUAAACGCUUGGGGUGAAAGCUUAUCGCGAAAUUUUGAUUAAAACAACGUCAAGUGUCAAAAUCAUAAAGAGAGAGAGCAAGGAAAGUGCCGCAAAGAGAAAGUAUAAAGCUCAACAAAAAGGAGAAGGCAGAAAAAGUAGAAAAUCUCCGGUUAAAUAAUUAACCUGAGCUUUUGGUGAAAGAGGCGCUAAAUAUCAAACACACUGAGUAAAAAUACAGCAACGCUUAGAAUUUUAGUAACGACAAAACAAGCUUAACAAGUAUUAAAAGGAAAUAAUAUUAAUAAAAAAGAUCUUUCGGCCAAAUCCUAAAAACGGGAAAGCAAGCAAACAACCGUUACGAGGACUCCUCUUUGGAAUAAAACCUAAGCCAUAGCUUUCGGGGAAGAUCACAAAAUAAUUUGACAGAAUUACUUUUAAAAUUUUAGCGGCAUUAAAUAUAAAAUAAAAAGUCAUAAAGAAAGUUAGCCAACAGAAAGGGAAAGUAAAAACCCAGUGAAUCUCCGUGGAACUAUACCAAUGUAAAAGCCUUAAGGGAAAGCUCAGGACGAAAGCUCAAGCAAAGCUUUUGGCCAAGACACAAGCCAAUAAAUCGAGACCAAUGGCCACCACAGCGGUGGGAAUGGGAGGAGGAGUAGGUCAGGGAGGAGCGCCAGCGGGAGCAGCGCAUCCCGACGACGCCAGCAGCAUGAGCGACGACGUCUUCGAGGAUGCGGAGACCACCCAGGCGAGGAUCGAGGAGUUGCGUCGCCGACCCUUCGGCGAUGGCUGCUACAACCCCCCGCAGCGCCCGCCUCUGUCUCGGCAUCGAUAUCGACAGCAACGACGCAGCAGCAGCACCACCACCACCAUCACAAUCCGCACCACCACCACCACAGCCAGCUGAGCUUGAC